Molecule: messenger RNA, 1367 nt
Organism: Polychytrium aggregatum
Lineage: Eukaryota; Fungi; Chytridiomycota; Chytridiomycetes; Polychytriales
Exons: 2
Biological process (GO): regulation of cyclin-dependent protein serine/threonine kinase activity
Cellular component (GO): nucleus; cyclin-dependent protein kinase holoenzyme complex
Molecular function (GO): cyclin-dependent protein serine/threonine kinase regulator activity; protein kinase binding
Source: RefSeq, a predicted model, not a curated record
CUCGUCCAGCCAAUCCCUUCCGCAUCGCUCUCCUUGACUGGAUGUAUUAGCUGCCCACUCCUCCGGUCUAUUCGAUCGCCCCUCUGCCUGCUACUCUUGGGUGUCUUUAUUCAAACUGCUAUUAGCCCCGUCUCGGCUGGAAAAGCUGAGCCUUCCGUCUAUACCGAAAGUCUGCGAAGCUGCUUGGUUUUGAAGCGUCGCCUCCCUUCCGUCGCAUCUGGCUGCACCCAGGCCCCGCCAUUCGCCACGCCGUCCCUGGAUCCCGAUUACUCCGCAAUGGAAGCCCCCCUGGCGCCCACUAUUGGGCGAUUCCCAACCCAACUUGGGCCCGAACACUCGCCCAUGCAGUAUCCCGAUAUGCAGUUCGAUCAAGAAGUCGUGAGUCCGCUCCAGCUGCCUCCCUCGCUCAUGAAUCAGAACCCCGACCAAAAGAUCCAGCCCCCAGCCGAGUCGCAGGCGUCUCGGCCCCAGAGUCUGGGCGACCUGAACCCAGAGCUCCUGCGCUCCUUCAAAUUUUCCUAUUUCGUCUCGAACGUCGUCCAUCAAGUCGUCGGCAAGCGGCGGGUCGGCGACCAGUGGAUUCCCAUCCAGGCACUGCCACCAACCUUCAAUGAAACCACCCGGCUGAUUGCAACGGUGCUGGCCAAGAUUUCGGAUCACAUUCCGGCAUCCGUGAUUGUCAUCUCGCUCGUCCUGCUCGAGCGGCUGAUUGAAAGCCAGCGUUUCAUUCUGCAGUUCGGCUGCGAGUACAAGAUGUUCAUCGGCUGCCUGGUCAUCGCCCAUAAGCUGCAUGACGACCGGGCCUGGGGCAACAAAGCCUGGAGCGGGUUUUCAGGACUGGAUGCCCGGAAGAUCAGCGAUAAGGAGCGCCAGUUUCUCGCCGUGCUGCAGUACCAGCUCUUCGUCGGCCCCGCUGUUUACCAACACUGGGAGACCUAUUUUGGCUGCAACGCCUUCUACUGCUCACUCUAGCCACGCCCGUUCGAGUCAUGCUCACUCUGGUCGUGAUGCUGCUGCUUCCCUGUGUGGCCGCCACCAUCUGUGCUCUUCGCUGUCGCUGCCUCCGCUUCCCUCGCCCACUGAUCCUGGAUAUAUCUCGCACAUCGUAUCUUCCGCCUCUGCGCCCAGCUAUUUAUGUUUUCAUUUUUCAUUUGUUUUAUUUUGUUCUGUAUAUGAUUUCUAUUGCGUUCUUGUUUUUGCUUCGCUUCUUUUCUCUCCUUUGAUUUUGCUUCCACACCACCAUCGACAGUAGUGCCCAUCGCGCUUUCCGCUCGAGCGUGGUCCAACCGUCACUAGAACUCCCAAAUGAAACAGAGGACAAUCCGCUCCUCCUCCUCCUCCAAAAUAGACAAAGCCUGGCAUUCUAU